This is a messenger RNA of Engraulis encrasicolus (European anchovy), 3273 nucleotides long. RefSeq names its product myb/SANT-like DNA-binding domain-containing protein 7. The record is from RefSeq and is a predicted model, not a curated record. The transcript is spliced from 8 exons. The coding region runs from base 129 to 1586 and encodes 485 amino acids. NCBI's taxonomy places the organism in Eukaryota, Metazoa, Chordata, Actinopteri, Clupeiformes, Engraulidae.
GACGUCAUUGGUCCUACCAAAACAGGAACGCGAGAUUGGAACUGUGUAGUUCCGGUUUUUGGAGACCUUAGUUCCGGAACCGUACAGUUCCCUUCAAAAGUUUUUAGGGUCGGAGCCAAGCGAGACAAAUGGCAAACGAAAUCGCAUCAAAGGCUGUGGAACGAUGGGCAGACAACGAGGUGGAGGCAUUUCUUAGUAUUUAUUCGGAGGAUUGCAUUCAAACCGGUCAAAGGAGCAAUGAGGUGUACCAGACAAUUUCGUUGCGUCUAGCUCAAAUGGGGAUAUACCAUACCCCAAAACAGUGUCGAGAGAAAAUAAAGAAAUUGAAACAAGACUACAAAAAAACUAAGGACAUGAUUAUGCAAAGCGGUGGCGCAAAUAGAAGGACCAGCAAGUGGUUCCACGCUCUGGAUUUGAUUCUUGGCAGACCACCCUUGGCCUUUGUUGAUGGCACGCAGUGGGCUGCAACAACCGAUAACGUUUCCAUUACCAUGCUGAAUCUUGAUUAUGGCGUUUCAUCUGCAGAAGAUCCAGAGCCACCAGAGCAAAAGCCAUCAGUCAGUGGGAAAAGCAUUGAUAAAUGGAGUCAUUUGGAGGUGCAAUCUUUACUGAAGAUCUACGCAGAGAGCGACAUCCAGAGAGAGCUUGGAAUGUGGCGGCGCAAUGAAAAGGUGUACCAGAAGAUCUCCCGUCGCCUGGCAGAGCUGGGCAUCCAUCACUCAUCCAAGCACUGUCGGGACAAGAUCAAGAAGAUGAAACAGGACUACAGGCGGCUAAAGGAGCAGGAGAGUGCAGCGGGGGAGCGCGGCAGCAUACGACUCAGCAUCAGCAGGCCUCUGUGGUUCGACGCCUUCGACGCCAUACUCCAGGGCCAGAAGUGUGAGGACGCGCAGCACCAGGGCGACACUCUGUUCAUGGAGGAGGACAUGAGCGACGAUGGCCACAUGAGCAACAAUGAACAAGAGUCGUCGGCAGAAGAUGACCAGUCUGAAGCCCUCCACCAGGAGGAGCACGGCUCUGCUGACUCCCCAGGCUCCAGCAGCCGGGACCCGGUCUCACAUCCCUACACUCUCACCUCACCUCGACACAUAUCCAAUCACAUCAAAGGCUCACCGUCAGAGCGUGUCCAGUUGGAGGAGGCGGGCUCCAUGGGCUCUGCAGUGACCUCGGGGUCUCCUCCUCGCCCCACCACGCCCUCUUCACAUCACAUCUCCCCAUCACGACCUCCUGAGCAGACCAGAGGUAAGAGGAAAAGGGAGCCGGAGCUGCUGGAGGAUGUGAUGCGUCAGAUGGAGAGGAGGGAGGCGGCGUUCUUGGAGCGCAUGCAGGAGAUGGAGCAGGCGCACCUGGGCAUCAUGCGGCAGGAGCUGCAGCAGCGAGAACGCUACUUCCAGAUGCUACUGGAGCAUAACCAGCAGGAGGCCAAGGCGCGGGAGAGGGAGUUUGCCCUGCGGAAGGAGGAGGUGGCGGAGGCCAGAAGGCAGCAGGAGGCUUUUCAGCAGGGCUUUCUCUCCACGCUCAGCCAGCUGGUGCAAGUUCUGGACAAGAGGAGGGACAGCCAACCAGUGGCACCGCCUCUGGACUAGAGAAGUGGAGGACAAUUCUUAAUCAAUGACUGACUGAAUGAAUGGAGUGGUUGUAGUGUUCUGACCGUGCUUUGCCAGCACAUGCAGGAGGCUUUUCAACAGGGCCUCUUCUCCACGCUCAACCAGCUGGUGCCAGUCCUGAACAAGAAAAGGCACAGCGGAACAGUGCGCCGCCUCUGGACUAGAGGACAAAUAUUUUUUAAAUUUAACUUUUUUGGCCUUUUACAACUUUAUUACUCAGAAUGGUGAGAGACAGGAAGUGAGUGGAGGUAGAGAGGUGGAGAACAAUCGGGAAAGCGUCUGGGGCUGGAAUCGAACACCGGUCUCUGGUGUAAUGGUAUGGAGCACUAGUCCACUGAGAUGCGGGGCCCCCAUGGAGGAGAAUGCUUAACGACCGACUGAAUGAGCAGAGUGCUGCAGUUUUCUGCCCAUGCUUGAACAAGCGCAUGCAUGCAGGUGCUGGACAAUAAGAGCAAUGGCCAACCAGUGACACUGCCUUUUGACUAGACUGGAGUUGGCCGGAAGGCGGAAGAGGAUUAUCAGUAAAUAUAUACUGUCUCUAUACUUUUUGGGAUAUACUGUAUGUUUGAACUUGUAAAUAGUUCAUUGAACAUAUCAGAGAUUGCACAUUGCUUUUUUAUUUUUGAGCCAACAACGUGGUUUAAAAUGUGGUGUAUGUUUCCACUUAUUCCUGUCUGUGCCCAGCCAGCUUGUGCAGGUGUUAGACAACUAGAUACAGCCACCCAGUGCCUUUGCCACCCAUAGCACUGCCUCUUGACCAGCCGUGAGGAAGACGCAAAAUUGGAUUUUUCAUGACUGACCGUUGGCCAUGUCUACUUGGGGUUCCUUUUUAUUUUGGGAUAUGCUGUGUAUAUUUGUUUUAUUUGUAAAUAGUUCAUUAAGACAUAUUGGUUUGUUGUACAUUUUUGCUUUUUUGAGGAAGAAGAAAAUACAAUCAACAAUGUGGUUGUGAAAUAAUUAAAUGUUUCCAUUUUGUACUGAAUACUAUGUGAUUGAAGAUGUUUUAAAGGGGUCAAUUCAAACUACACGAGGGAAAGCGUUUUAUUAGCAAAGUUGAGUUGAGUGAUGGUCACACUUAUCACAAGGAGUGUGUAUGUUUUUUGGAAUAGAUAUUUUGCCAUAUCCCAUGGGAGCUCUGUACAUUGUUGCUUGAAGAAAGAAAGGAAAACAUGAUCAUCAGGGUGGGUAAAAAGUGUAUUUAUAUGUAUAUUAUGACUAGUGCAGGGAUGGGGAACCUCUUUCAUUCGAAAGGCCACUUCAAAUUCCUUCAAGGGCAGUAAAAGUCCUCCGAGGGCCAUACUAUUGUAUGAACACAAACCAGGAUUUCCCAUGCACCAUAGGCCUAUAUUUAAGGAAGCCACCUUCAAAACAGACCCCACCUUCUCUUAGUCCCCUGAAUAUAACCUAAUAGUAUUGAAAAUGUAAUUUGUAAGACCCAUACAAAAUAUGUCGUAUUUCAUGUGAAGCAGCAUAACAGUAUGUCGGGGAUGGAUAAAACGGCCUCAAGGGCCCUAAACGGCCCUCGAGACAUGCCAGGGUUCCCUACCCCUGUUGUUAUGAAUGGGCCCUAAUGUGGGAGUUAAGAUGUUUGACAAUAACUAUAUGGUGAGAACAGCACCUGUUUAAUUCGUCUAACACAUGUCAAUCAAAUAAAAAGUGCACACUG